Trichoplax adhaerens is the source of this 990-nucleotide messenger RNA. RefSeq lists its product as uncharacterized. The record is from RefSeq and is a predicted model, not a curated record. Bases 1 to 990 code for a protein of 329 amino acids. The transcript has a single exon. Lineage: Eukaryota; Metazoa; Placozoa; Uniplacotomia; Trichoplacea; Trichoplacidae.
AUGUCUCUGAUCGAGGAGCUGCAAGAUAACUUUGGCAGUGGAUUGAAUAUAAAACUAUGUAAGCAUUAUACGGAAACGUAUUUAGAAUUCGAUUUAUACAAUCAGGAACCGUUUUGGCAGAGUAAAAAGAAAAAUUGGCCCACAUUAUCGCAAAUGUUGAACGACAUUAAAAACUGGCUUAAUCAGAUUACUGAAAUAGCUCACGAUAAUACGAAAGCAAAAUUAAAUGAUUUAAUCAAAGAUUUUAGAUUCAAAACUUUACAGAAAAUGAUUUUAUAUACGGCAAAUGGUGAAGACGAAGGGACACAAACUAUUGAAAUCGUGGACAAAAUGGUUAAAUCUCUCAUAGAUAAGACUAAAGAUUCAUCUUUUACAGCACAUAAAGAUAAAAAAAUAAGCUAUCAAAUUGGUGAAGCGACAUUGUUUCUAAAAGACGCUUCAUCCAGUAUAGUCCCGCGAUCUUUAACACCAAGUUUUAUUUGCGAAGUUCAUGAAAUAUUAAUGAAAGAUUUGAUGAGUGGGUGUUCUUCGGAAGAGGGAAAAUAUCGCUCUGCUAAAGCGUUUACAAAAUAUGCCCACGAACAGAUUGACUAUGAGGAUCCCGAGCAUAUCGAAAAUAGGCUUUGUCACCUUUGUGAUCAUUACAAUUACAUGCUGGUCUUCAUUUAUGAAAUUAGGAAUGACAAGCAAAAGCAAAUGGAAAUCGUUUUCAAGUGUUGUGCAUGGUUUAUCUUAAAUUUUUUAAAGAUACAUCCAUUUAGUGAUGGUAACGGUAGAACAGCAAGAUUGAUAGCUAGUUAUAUAUUAGGGAUUAUCUCACCUAUCGAAAUUCCUAUCUAUAAUGUUUAUAGUGACUCAAAUAAAGAAGAGUAUGUGCAAACAAUAAAACUUGGUCAACAGGAUUGUAGCAAACGAGGUUUACUAGCAAUUAUGAUCAUUGAAAGUUGUUGGCAUAUGCUGUUUGAUCUUGCAAAGAAAAUGAAAUUGUAG